Messenger RNA from Cetraspora pellucida, 540 nucleotides. NCBI's taxonomy places the organism in Eukaryota, Fungi, Glomeromycota, Glomeromycetes, Diversisporales, Gigasporaceae. The record is from the annotation of a GenBank genome assembly.
AUGACUACCAAUUUAUUCUCUCGCCUUUCCCGAGACUUUGGUGAAUUAUUGGAAUCUUCUUUUAAUUAUGAUGUUAUCAUUCAAGUAGGUGAACUCCCUCAUGUAGUGGAAUUCCAUGUACAUUCUAUUAUUCUUGCUACAAGGUCUCCUUAUUUUCGUUCGGCUUUAUCUGAUAAAUGGGCUACAAAACAAGAAAAUGAAUUAUCUGAAAUAUUAGAAUUCUUCAUUGCUUCAGAUGAACUAUUACUCGAUGAAAUCAUGAGUUAUAUUCAAGAAUACCUUCUCAAAAAUGAUGAAAUUUGGACAACAAAGAAUUCAGUCAAAAUAAGUCGUAUCCUUCCUGAUUGUUCUGUUAGUGCGAUAUUUCAAAAUUCUUCUUAUGGUCCCACUUUCGGAUAUCCUGAUUUAUUUAUAUCUUCAAAUUGCAAUCAAACUAAUAGUUCUGAUUGUAAUUGUAAUCAUUAUUAUGAAAAAAAUUUCAGCGUGACCGAUUUUUUUGUUGAAGAUUAUGAAGUUUUUCAAAUAAUAUCAAAACAUUAA